GAGAGGAGAUGCAUUCGGGUUGCUAGGACAAAGGGAGGACAAAGAAUGAAAACUCUUCGCUCUCUAGGACCACGGGGAUUCCCGCCACUAGCGCCAAACAGCUCGAAUGAUUGGACUGGCCCAAAGGGCUAGAAAAUGGGGCAGAAUAGAACUCUGUAGUCGUUGCUGCAAGAAGCCAACGAGACGAGAGACUGAUCAGGGGCGAAGAAACAAGCGUGUUGGAUGCCUUUCCGGAUUUAACACCUCAGAAUAGAAGUAAAUAAGAAGCAAACUUUCUAAUGAAGAAGAGCGAUGGCCGGAAAGGAACAGCGCGCCUGCGCCUUAGGGGACUAAGCAGGCAGCCGAGCUCCGGGCGCCGGGAGUUUUCCUCUCGACCAAUCAGCGUUUUCAAAGUGAUCUCAUUAUCACGCCACAACUUUAUUUGUAGUGAUGUGCCUGAAGGAACGACGCUCAAUUUGGGAAAAGGAAAUAAGCUAUGAUAGCUCAAAUCCCUGAAUGCUACAAGACAACUUUCGACUUCCGGGAAGGGUGACUUAGCCUGUGCCUGCUUUUGAGACGGGCUCCUGCCUCAAAAGAAGCUUAUUCAGAUAUAUCAGUCAGUUUUUUCUUUUUUUUUUGACUGAUUAAACUUCUCCCGGGUAGGGAGAAACGAAGAGAUUAACCUCAAAGCCUAUUUUUGUUGGGACGACCAGAUCUCAUUAAUUUAUGGGACGAGGUCCAGCCGACGAAGGUGGGACGGAUUUUCAACAGCAAGCUCUAUCUGUUAAAGCGAACGUUCAUCUUAUCUUCUAAGAGAGAACGCACUAACAGGCAAGCACCCUUCUUUCUAUAUUUUUCUUUUACUUGACUUAAAUUGUUGCUGUUUAAAAGAGAUUUGCCAGAUUGAUCGGUUUUUGACAUCUCACUGGGGAGCCAUAACUUCUCUCUGCUACGCAUUAAUUAAUAGCUUAUCUCUGUUUUUGUUGCAAAAAGCUGUCCUGGAUUUGCAUUCUAAAGAUAUACACAGAAGAGGGAUUUCUAUUCCAGAUUUUUAUUUUGAAAAAUAUUAUACUGUUUUGAGACUACUCUCUUUUUGGUCUAUUUUAUUUUGACGAAUCUGUUUCUUGACGAUUGCCAUUAAUUGUUUCGAUCCUGGGAACUGCAUUUUGUUUACUUAACUAUUGGAGAGAUAAGGCUGUCUGCUCUGUUUAUACUGUGAUGUCACCAAGUUUGGAGUAUUAACCCAAUUGUUGCUGAAAUAAGAAGUGGUUUUCCUAUAUUUUUCUUUUAAAAUGGCAAUUAAGAAAGUGGCUGAGAAUCUGGAAAUAACUAUGUUUCAGAAAAUAAUGGAUGAGAUUGAGAUAAUGAAAAUUGAACUGAGUAAAAUGAAGCAGGAGAUUAAAGAUAUAAGGGUCCCUGUGAGAGAGGUGACCCUGGAAGGGGUCCCUGUGAGAGAGGAGACCCCGGAGAUUGGAACAGGGGUCCCUGUGAGAGAGGAGACCCUGGAGACUGGAAUAGGGGUCCCUGUGAGAGAGGAGAUCCCGGAGAUUGGAAUAAACGUGGAACAGGAACAAGAUUUGGAGUCUAUGGACUUUAGAAAUAAAACCUAUUGUUUGGAUCUCAAUGUUAUCUUUGAAGAAAUUAAUGAAGAUUCUAGAGAUAAAGUUAUCAAUGGCAUGGAUAAUCUUCUGGACUGGAAUGAUGUGAUGGAGCCCAAUAUAGAGAAAAUCUAUGGAAUUAACUGCAGCCAUGUGACAAUGGAAAAACUUUUAAGAGAUGACCCAGUGUUUUUUGAAAAAAAGAACAGAGAUAUGAUUUUACAGCAGUAUUUCAGCAACCUAUUCAGAAUGGAUGGCAAGAAAAUAUUUGGGAUAGAGGCAAUUCCCAUCAGACUCUUACUAUAUGACUAUGGCUUUGACAGCAAGAUUAUUAUGGAAUACUGAUAAUGGAAGAUUGGAUAUUGAACUUACUGGACUUAACAAGACUACUGAAGAUGGAAGAUGGAAAAUGGAACUAAUAGAGAUAAUAGAACAAUGGCUACUGAAAUUACUGAACCUAACAGAUUCUGAUGUGAUGGAUUAAUUGAAAUGUUUAUUUUGACUAUGGUUAUGACAAUAAGAUUAUCAUAAUUAGUAAUGAGAUGGAUUAAUCGAUAUGCUUAUCUGGAAAAA
Molecule: messenger RNA, 2150 nt
Organism: Rhineura floridana
Lineage: Eukaryota; Metazoa; Chordata; Lepidosauria; Squamata; Rhineuridae
Exons: 2
Coding region: 1272-1922 (216 amino acids)
Source: RefSeq, a predicted model, not a curated record